Molecule: messenger RNA, 879 nt
Organism: Punctularia strigosozonata HHB-11173 SS5
Lineage: Eukaryota; Fungi; Basidiomycota; Agaricomycetes; Corticiales; Punctulariaceae
Exons: 7
Coding region: 1-879 (292 amino acids)
Biological process (GO): mRNA splicing, via spliceosome
Cellular component (GO): spliceosomal complex
Source: RefSeq, a predicted model, not a curated record
AUGAUCAAAAGGCGAAACCGACCGCAUCAGCCCGUACGCGCAAUUGCUCCUCGGGAUGGGGAGAAUGAGGCGGCCGAAGUACAAGACGAAGCCGGCGACGAGGAGCUAGGCAUAUCUGAUCUCAUCGAGCUCCGGAAACUGAGGCGUGCGCGGGAGGGCAUCGAUGCCACAAAACUCACCGUCGGAGAUGCGAAGAAAAGGCGCAAGAAGAAACAAGGGGAAGACGAGUCAACCGUCGAUUCUGGCGGAUUGAAGGCAGGAGCUGCCCUAGACAAGGAUCACGACGACGAAGAUGAAGAAGACGACAAAGAGGCGAAGGCGCGACGAGCCGUCCGUACCAGUAAUUUUACCCAGCAAACGAACACCCUGGAUGUCGAUAGACACAUGAUGGCAUAUAUCGAAGAGAAUAUGGCCAAACUCAGAGGCGCGAAGCGGGAAGAGAAGAGCGACGAUCCAGCGGAUCCGUAUGCCGAGCUAAAUCGACUGGCAGACAGAUACAAAUUCUCCAAAAAGAACGAGAAGGAAGAGGAAGGGAACGUGACGAAUAGCUUGGCGAUGCUCACCGCAAUCCCAGAAGUGGACCUGGGCAUGGAUGCUCGUCUCAAAAACAUCGAGGAGACCGAAAGAGCAAAACGGAUUGUCGCUGAGGAACGGAAGGAUAACCGAAGGAAACGCGAGGACGAGGAGCAGAUUCCCGGUUCCAGAUUCUACCGGCCAAACCAUAACGCAAAGACGGACGCUGAGAUUCUGCGGAAUGCCAAGCUGGAAGCUAUGGGGCUUCCACCGCAGGAAGAAAAUCGGCGACCGCACAAUGAACGAACACAAAUGGCAACAGACGAGAUGGUGAUGGAGCGAUUCAAGAAAAGGAUGAAAAGAUGA